Messenger RNA from Drosophila virilis, 3720 nucleotides. RefSeq names its product kelch-like protein 17. Gene Ontology annotation, molecular function: protein binding. The record is from RefSeq and is a predicted model, not a curated record. Lineage: Eukaryota; Metazoa; Arthropoda; Insecta; Diptera; Drosophilidae.
UUAAUGUAGUUUAUGAGAUUCUGGGCAACCGUUUUAAGAUCCGGGGCAAGCUCUAACUUUACGAAGUCGUCUUCCGGACCUAAGCUUUCUUUUUCUUUCAUUUUAUUAGCUAACUUGUUGACACUUCACUUUGACAUCUUAACCUAGCUAUACAAUAAGUUCAUUAACAUACUUAACAUUAACAUUACUUAACAUUAACAUACUCAACAUAACAUUACUCAUUAACAUGAAGUGAACCCUGCGACGACUCCGUUGCUUUGUUCUGCAAAGUCUUCUUGUCAGUAUGUUAGGGUAUAUUAGACAGUUGCGGUAGAAGGUCACCCACCAAAAACUAACUAACUUCUGUAUACCCUUUUUAACAUUAUUGCGCUCUCAUGUUACGCUAUAUUCCCGCAUAUUUUGGCUUUUUAUAGACUCUGUUUGCAACCUUGAAUGGAAUGCAAUCGUUGGCCUAGCAAAUGCGAAAAUUGCAUGUGGCAGGACAUUUGGCCGGCUUCUACAAUCGCAUCCUGUGCUGCAGUAAGAGCUAUGACAAAGCGACUUCAACCCAAAUACGGCUGGGCGCAGCUUUACAAUGCGUGGACAGGGGAGUGGAAGGGGGAGGGCAGGGGCGGGCAACGGGAUUGUCGGCACUUAACCUACUUUGCGCAGCUAUUUAGAUGCUUACUUUUCACUUUGACAUGGCCGAAAAGUCGAGCAGCUAUGAUCUCAUGUCUGUGGCCCGCCCCCAAACUGCGUGUGACCUAAAUUUGGUGUCUUGUUGCUGUUGUUGUUUUAGGGGUGCCAGCUAAACAAUUACAUUCUAUUGAUUUUUACUUUGGCGACUUCAUUUUAGCUGCAACUUCCGGAACUGCCAAAUAAAAGACUGAAAUAUAUAAGUGGGACGCCUGCAGGAGCAGCUGCCCCAGCAAAUAACCAAGGACCAAGGAUAUGUUUUAGACGCAAGUCGCGAUAGACUCGUGGCAAGCCGCAACGCAAUGUUUCUGCCCGUCAAAUCGAAUCACUCCGCCGAGGCGAGUGGCAACAAUGAGGAUGUCACCACGACCAGCAACAAUUCAACACAGACGCCCAGCGAUCUGAGUCCGCCGGGUCCCAAUGAGGAGGUGCUGCCGCAGGCGCAUCAUCAGAACCCAGGACACUGCAUCGCCUCCUUUGCGGCCAUCAACCAGAUGCGCAACAAUGCACAGCUCUGCGAUGUGCGCCUGGAGGUGGGCGGCGACACCAUCAAUGCGCACCGCGUGGUGCUGGCCUCCGUAUCGCCUUAUUUCUAUGCCAUGUUUAAUGAUGACAUGCUGGAGCGCAACCAGGGCCUGGUGCGUCUGCACGAUGUGGACAGCGCCGCGCUGCGCCAGCUGAUAGACUACACGUACACGGGCGAGAUUACCAUAACGGAGCAGAAUGUGCAGGUGCUGCUGCCGGCAUCGGGUCUGCUGCAGAUGCACUCGGUGCGGGAUGCGUGCUGCAAGUUUCUGCUGCGGCAGCUGCAUCCGUCCAACUGCCUGGGCAUACGCAGCUUUGCGGAUGCCCACUCCUGCAAGGAGCUGCACACGCGCUCGCACAAGUACGCGCUGCAGAACUUCCAGCAGGUGGUGGGCACUGAGGAGUUUCUGCUGCUGCCGUUCGAGGAGGUCAAGGAGCUGAUAUCGAACAGCCAGCUGAACAUCAGCUCCGAGGAGAAGGUGUUUCUGGGCGUGCUCAGCUGGGUGAAGCACGAUCUCAGCCAGCGUCGCCUGCACAUUGCCGAGCUCAUGUCGCACGUCCGCCUGCCGCUGGUUAGCCGCGAUUUCCUUAUGAGCUGCGUCGAGGCGGAGACCCUCAUGCGCGACGACUCCGAGUGCAAGGAACUGCUGCUGGAGGCCAUGAAGUAUCAUCUAUUGCCGGAACAGCGCAGCCUGAUGGGCAGCCAGCGCACCCAGGAGCGCCGGCCGGAGGGCAUGAAGCCCUACAUCUUUGCCGUUGGCGGCGGCAGCCUCUUUGCCAUACACAACGAGUGCGAGGUCUAUAAUCCGCGCUGCAACAGCUGGUCUCCCGUCGCGCCCAUGCUGUGGCGUCGCUCCCGCUCUGGUGUCACCUCUCUGCACAAGCAGCUGUACGUGGUGGGCGGCUAUGACGGCGUCAGCGAUUUGGCCACCGCGGAGUGCUACAAUCCGCUGACCAACAAAUGGACCAACAUCACGCCCAUGGGCACCAAGCGCAGCUGCCUGGGCAUAUGCGCCUACGACGGGCUGAUCUUUGUGUGCGGCGGCUAUGAUGGCGCCUCGUGUCUGAGCAGCAUGGAACGCUAUGAUCCACUGACGGGCAUCUGGAGCUCCUGCCCGGCCAUGAGCACGCGCCGACGCUAUUGUCGUCUCGCCGUGCUGGAGAAUCAAAUCUAUAGCCUGGGCGGCUUCGAUUCGACCAACUAUCAGUCGAGCGUGGAGCGUUUUGAUCCGCGCGUGGGCCGCUGGCAGCCGGUGCCCAGCAUGACAGCGCGACGCAGCAGCUGCGGUGUCGCCUCCACCGAUGGCAAUCUCUACUGCAUUGGCGGCAACGAUGGCACCAUGUGCAUGUCCAGCGGCGAGCGCUUCAACUUGCGCCGCAACUGCUGGGAGCCCAUUGCGGCUAUGCAUUCGCGCAGAUCCACGCAUGAGGUGGUCGAGGUGGAGGGUGUGCUGUUCGCCUUGGGCGGCAACGAUGGCAGCUCCUCGCUCAAUUCCGUGGAACGCUACGAUCCGCGCCUGAACAAAUGGAGUGUGGUCAAUGCAAUGGUCGCGCGUCGCAGCAGUGUGGGCGCUGCGGUGCUGGAGUGCUUCCAUUUGGAGCGCGGACUGGUGCAGACGACGAACUUAUGACCCCCGCUGAGCAGCAUCAGCGAAUCUUUUGCCGCUGCCGCAGCGAACAACGCCAGCAAUAACACCAACACCAACAGCAGCAGCAGCAGCAAUGGGAACGGGAACAGCGGCACCUUGAACGUGCCCAGUCGCGCCGAGGCGGCUGCCUUUACAGCCAACAUUGCUUUGAGCUCCUCGGCGCCAUCGGCCAGCUCCACGCUGCGUCGCCAUCGACGCGAUACGCCCGCCCUGGCGGAGAGUCGGCGCGCCAAUAGCAAUGCCAGCAGCAGCAGCGACAGUGCCAGCAGCAGCGGCAAGACACCAUCGACUGCCUGAUCCUGGUCCAUGUCGAGUGGGCGACACUCUUAAGCAACAAAAAACAAAACAAAAUACACUAAUCUACAAAGCUAACCCCAACGCGCCUACUGCAGGAAUUAUGAUUGAUUGUUCGAGUUCGUUAUUAUGGAUAGAUCCAAUAUGAUAUGGUAGAUAUAUAUAUAUACAUAUACAUAUACAAUACGGGAAAGUUAAUGGCAGCACCUUAGCUAAAGGGGCACCUUUUUGCUCAAAAAGUUGAUCAAAACACACGCAAGUUGCAUUUAAAGUGAAAGUGAAUCCCACUUUGAGUACACAAAAUUCGAUUGUUAUGCUGACGUAGGCGGAGGAGCCAAGGAAUAGAUUCCAUAAGAUCAGACCUCAAUUUUGAAGACAAAUCGAUAUAUCCGACUUACGCAUAAGCAUAACAAUAAACACACACACACACACACACACAUUUUUCUAGUCAAGAUCUCGCACGAACUUUAAAGAACUCCCAAAUGUAACAGCUACAACAAGGAACCUAAUCUGCCUACAAUUUUUACAUGUGAAUCGUCUAUACAUACAUAUUAGAAAUUAUACUAUAUACACGACA